AUGGAGCAUUCACAACAUCAACGCGCUGGUACUGCAGAUUUUCUUCCUGGACCAGGCCAGCAACAACGGUCUAAUCCAACUGCGCACUCUUACUCCUCGAGUUUACCUAACUUGGAAUCAAACGGGCACCAAAAUCAUACCCUAGACGCUCAGGGUUGCCCUCCCUGUUGCUCUUCCAGGGAUGCCUUUAGACAGCUAACGCGAGAUAUCUUGCAUUUGACCGUCCAGUCUACAAAGGAAGCCGGAAUUCCAGUUAAAUCAUUAGAUCCACAGAAGUACAAUCCCUCGGAAGCCAUGGAGGUCCCCCUCGCAUAUGAUAGUCAUUCAUCAUACAGCGGUGCUUCAGAAUACCAUGAAAGCAGUGGCCGUCAAAGUGUAUGGCCUGGACCCCCCGAAAAUGACUCGCGAAUUCACAGAGAGCCGUCCCCACCGAAGGCUUACUCCUAUCCCACGGAUGCGAGUCAGUACGGAAGACGCAUCCCCCAAUCCAAAUCCGACGGAAACGUAAAAUCAUUUGACUACGGAAGCCGCGACAACUCGAACACGACCAACUAUUAUCAAGACUGGGAAGGCCCAGCAAAGGUACCUCCUGUAGAACAAUACGAGGUAAACCGUGCGCCUCGUGGACGUGGGCGCUCGCGUUCCCCUACUAAACUCGAAGAUUUGGACGAGGAGACCGCCCUCGACCUAUACCCGCAGCAAAAACGUUCAAAGUCUCCACAUAAGAAGCUGUUUGGCGAAAAUGGAUGGUUAGGACGCUCGCCGGAUAUCAACGAUGUCCCCGCCGAAAAGAAGAAACCUGGUCUGAGAGCUCUUGGAGAGAAAAUUAAACAGAGAGUUGAGGAUAUUACGGGGUCCGGGUCCGUCCCUUUCCAGCCCAAGAUGCUCACUAGAUCUACUUGUCCAAUUUCGCUGGAUCCCCCAACUCAAGCAAAGCUUUACUCCGAAAUAGAGCUAAUGAUCUGUGUCACGGCAAACCAGUUUCUCGUCAGUCAGUACCAAGCCGGCUACAUGUCUGCAGAUUCCGUCAACAAGGUCGCCAAUUUUUGGGUGUCCAAGAGCAGACCACAGGUUGUUCAGUUCCAGUUUGACCAAGCUACGCAACGAGACUUGAUUAUCUAUAAUAUUCGAACAUUCAAGUUUCACGGCGAAUGUGCAUUUAACACCGUCGUUUUAAACGCGACUCUAUACAACUGGAAGACCAUGGCGAAGGAGAUGAGCAUUCGCACAUUUUGCUACCCUGACAGCGUGAUUAGGAAACAUAUGCAUGAUACCCAUAAGAUCUUGGAGAUGUUGGGAGGGCCACUGGUGACGUUCUUAGCCUUCCAGGAGCUGCAAAUGGGAGCACUUGCUGCCAUGAAGAAGGUCCAGGAGAAGCAGCUCAAGGAAGCUGAUGACAAGCAUGUAACGCAGGGGGCAUUCCACCCAGCGUCCUUCGGAAAGCGCGCAGCUUAA
Molecule: messenger RNA, 1455 nt
Organism: Nannizzia gypsea CBS 118893
Lineage: Eukaryota; Fungi; Ascomycota; Eurotiomycetes; Onygenales; Arthrodermataceae
Exons: 4
Coding region: 1-1455 (484 amino acids)
Source: RefSeq, a predicted model, not a curated record